Molecule: messenger RNA, 2698 nt
Organism: Bolinopsis microptera
Lineage: Eukaryota; Metazoa; Ctenophora; Tentaculata; Lobata; Bolinopsidae
Exons: 22
Coding region: 123-2435 (770 amino acids)
Cellular component (GO): lysosome
Molecular function (GO): cysteine-type endopeptidase activity
Source: RefSeq, a predicted model, not a curated record
GUCGCGCCUAUUUCAAUGGAGAAUUCGUCUGAGUAAACCGAGAUCUUUCAUUACUUAUUUUACUUCUUUUCGUACGUAACGGUGAAGAACUAAAUCUAUUACGGAGAAGAAGUUACGUACCAAUGAGGGUAUUGUUAGUAGCAUGUGCCAUAUUGGCGCUCACUGCCGCGAGGGAGGCAGAUGAUAUCGAGAUUGAGAUGGCCUUCGACAAGCUGCUUGAAGACGAAGGAAUUGAGAUAUCUGAUGAGGAGUAUGAGUACAGACUGGGAGGAUUCGCCCUCAACUACUUGGCAGCAGAAGAUGAUGAUCCUAUUAACCUUGAUAUGAUCUACGAUGCGGACGAGUUGGUAAAACAGAACGGAGCUAAACUGAUCCCGACACUCAAGUCAGAACUUGAAGAGGAACUUGCGAAGAGGUCAGUGGACCCGUUUGAUAUGGGUGGUCAGGCUACUCCUCCAGGAUUUGACGGACGUUACUACAAACGUAAAAUUAUCAUCAACCCGGCCAACCACCAGGGAGUCUGUGGAAACUGCUAUCUUCAUACAUUUGUUGCCGCUUUGGAGUUGGCUUACACCAGAGCUUCGGGGAAGAAGGUUAAGUUUAGUGAGCAGGAGAUGACGGAUUGUUACAAUAAUGGUUGCGAGGGCGGAGACUUCAGAAUGGUUGCAGUAACAAUGGGAUAUCUUAACAAGCUGAGCAGUGUAGCUAACUACGGACCCUACAAAUCUAAGCAGUUAACUUGCCGGGCUGACACUACUCCGGAUUCGCUGGCCGCUGUUAAGGUUGAGGGAUUUAUUGACGUACCAGCCAACAAAGUCGAGGAAGCAAUCAUACUGUACGGAAGUGUUAUGACCUGCAUGAAAUGGGGCUCCAGCCCUGGAGAUGCAUGUUAUAUGUCCAACUACAAAGCAAAGCAAGUAGUGGACUACCCCGCUGUGGAGGGAGGAUGUGAUCACGCUGUUCUUAUCGUAGGGUACAACUCUGAUCAUUGGCUUGUGAGAAACAGUCACGGCAAGGAUUGGGGAGAGUACGGGUACUUCAGAAUCAAAAGAGGAAUUAACUCGUGUGGAAUUGAGCAGAACAUGGCCGUUGUAGUUGUAUCCACAAGGUCCGGCAGUAAAGGUGUCGCUGCUAACGGAUGUCCUAAUGAUAAACCUAACUUCUGUGCGUCUACCAGCACGUGUACCUCUGGAUCUGCUUGUGCAAAAGCCAUCUCUCUACUGGAACUCGAAGAAAGAGAUGACGAAAUCGUUGAUGCCGAUGCCGAUUUCGAUUUCUUAGAUGAAACCGAAGAAAUUGUUGAUGAAGAGGAAGAGAUUGUUGAAGAAGAAGUCGUGGAAGAAGUUGUUGAAGAAGUCCUCGCUGAUGAAGAAAUAAUUGCAGUGGAAGAAAGGCAGGCGAGAAUCCCCGGUAAAGUGCAGAAACGUGAAGUAAGAGUACCUGGAGAAAGGGUGAAGAGAGAUGAAGAAGAAAAGCGAGUGAGAGGAAGUGGCAAGUCCAACAUUGGUAAGCGUGAAGAAGAAGAAAAAAGGAAGAACCGGAACCUAAACGAAGAUGGUAAAAGCUGGGUACCUGGAAGGCUCGCAAGAAUGCUUCUCAAGAGAGGAUUGAUGUCGGAGGAGGACUUAAUUGAUUACUUUGAAAAUGACGAUGUUGUUGAAGUUGAAGAGAGAUGUGCUGAUAAAAGUCCUCAAUGCAAAGUGAUGAAAGCUAGAGGUAUGGAUGUGUGUUCGGGCAGAAUGCUUCCACAUUGCUUGUCUACCUGUGGAAAAUGCGGAUCCGCACCUGCUCCUGCUCCGAAAGAUAAUGGGGAGAUUCAAGGAAAAUGUAUAACACCAUCCAUUCCUAAUGGACAGGUUAGCAACGGUAAAUAUAUGAAUCCUGGCGAUAAACUGAAUGUGAGGUGUAGACCUGGCUUCGUUCUGGCUGGUGGAAUCUCCAAGUGCUUAAUCCAGGAUGUCUUUACCAAUGAUGACAAGGAUGGCCGAUUACAUCCUGAGUGUAUUAAGAUUGUGGGUGGAGCACUGUCAGGAAAUGGUGCGACAUAUGCUGGAGAUAAGAACACAUACUCUAUGAUGGGAAGAGCGAUGGAGUGUGAUAGCUGGAACAAGGAUGUUUUAAGAGGUAUUCUAGUGGACUACAAAGAAGGUAACGAGUUGCUAUUGGGUAACCAUAACUACUGCAGAAAUCCCGGUGGCAUUGAGCCCGUUCCAUUUUGUCUGGGUAGUGCGACUGGUCUGGGUACAAUAAACUACUGCUUUGGUCACCCUGGUUGCGACACUUGCGCAGGAGCUACUGAUAAAUACGGCCCUGAGUUCUGUCAACAAGCGAGUAACACAAGGUAUUGUUUGUACACAAACAAACAGUCAGCAAACAGAGUUGCUUCCAUACAAGAAAGUUGUCCCGCAACUUGUUGCGCUUUGGCUGGCUGUUAGACGCGUGACGUUAUCACACAGACACGUGACGUCAUCACACAGUCACGUGACGUCAUCACAACGCUGUUAAAGUCUUAACAGCUUUCGAGAUAUUUGAUAUUUUGAUAUUUACCAGCCAGCAUUUACAUUGUUGGCUGAACGGAACUGGACUGAUUAUUUGGUAAAUGGAAAUUUUUUCGAGUCAAUUUCAUUUUAAGAUUGUAUAUUUACGCUUGUUGAAUGAUUAUGAUUAUGAGAAAUAAUUACGCAUUGAAAAGUUUAAA